AUGACAAUCAGAUCGAGAAGAUCGAAGCGGAAGCUCCAUCCGGAACAGGAACCAGAACCACCACUGCACAUCAUUAGCAAGAAGCUCCGGUCGAAGCUACCUCGCCGGCGAAGAUGCCAGAUCUCGCCGGUGCUUAUUCCGUCCAUGAGGUUCAGCAUUUCUGGCGUGAAUCCUCGUUUCUCCGUUGUUUCAGUGGAUUCGAGUUCUGGCUCGGACUUCGUCGGCGGUGAAGUUUCGUGCGAUUCGAACAGAGCUUCCACUGCACUCUCUGGCUUAGGAAGGUCGAAAUCGAAAAACAGAUUAUCAUCCGAAAUUGAAGGCGUUAGGAAUGGUGAUUGUGUUGAUUUCUUGAGAAAUCGGAGAUUCGUAAAGCGGAAUGAAAAUGAAGUGGAGGUGUCACAGUCUUCGUGUGUGGACUCCAAUUCUAGUGUUCGUGAACGUAGCAGAAGCUUGGUUUUGAAGUUCAGGAGCGGAAAAGAAAGUAAGAAUUUGAAAGAAAAUGAUGAAGUUUCGGAAGCUUGCACGAAAUCGGAGAUUACUUGCGAGGAGCAACUUCACGUUGAGACUUCAAAGUCCGGUAACGGAAAUUUGAAAAUCUCGUCGGAGAUAAACCGAAACGACGUCGUUUCAGUUAGCUCUGGUGUUCGUGCGACUUCGUUUGAGGAGGAAAAGACCAAAUGUAAGGAAAACAGAGCAUCGCAAUUGGAAUUCUCUCCAGGUUCAAGAAAAAAUUACGCUGGUGAGAAUUGCGCUGAUUUGAUGGCGCAAUCGAUAAUAAAGCAGGGAUGGAACAAUUCAGGCGUCGACUCCGAUCUCAAUUGCUCAGAGCAAUUGAGAUUCUCAUGCUCUGAAGACGAAUCAGAGUACUGUUCCAGCCAGGGAACUGCAUUCUCUGACCUUCAUUCCGAGAUCUUCGGCGAAUGCUCAGAACUAGAGCAUUCAGAUUACACUCCGUCUCUGUUCACCGAUUCUGGAAGCCAGUUUUCGCAGGGAUCCGUUGGAGAAACUCCUUCGCCAACUUAUUCGCUGUUCCUUCAGUACCGCGAGCAAUUCUCGACGCUAACUUCUCCAGUUAUUGCUUCAAGCGUCGACUCUCUUCCACUCAAAUUUGCGAGGUUGGAAGAUUUGGAUGACGAAGACAGCUACCAGAUGCUGAGAAAGAGGGAAAGGAGGCAAGUUUUCCUGUGGAAUUAUGCUGAAAGAUAUUUCUCUACCACGGAUAUAGGAGAGCUCGUGCUUCAGCAACGUUCCCAAAUGGUUCACUGGAUCGUUGAGCAAUGUAAUCGAAAACAGCUUCUGCAAGAGACAAUGUUUCUUGGAGUCAGCCUACUUGACCGUUUCUUAAGCAAAGGAUACUUCAAAGCCAAAAGGAACCUUCAAAUUGUUGGAAUAGCCUGCCUUACGUUAGCCACCAGGAUCGAAGAAAACCAGCAAUAUAACAGAGUGGGGCAAAAAAAUUUCUACAUAAAAAGCAAUGUGUACAGUAGAUGCGAGGUUGUGGCUAUGGAAUGGAUGGUGCAGGAGGUGCUCAACUUCCAGUGUUUUCUGCCUACCAUCUACAGUUUCUUGUGGUUCUACCUAAAAGCUGCUAAUGCUGAUGCAGUUGUGGAGAAGAGGGUCAAGUAUCUGGCAGUGCUUGCACUGUCAGCUCAUGAUCAGCUGUGCUACUGGCCCUCAACAGUUGCUGCGGCACUUGUAAUCCUGGCUUGUUUAGAAGUCAAUCAACAUGCAAUCCACAAAGUCAUAGGGAUCCACGUUAGAUCAAAGGAUGAGAAUUUGCAUGAAUGCAUGGAGAGCCUGGAGUGGUUGUUACGCUAUCUAUGAUAACAUACUAGCUGGC
Messenger RNA from Gastrolobium bilobum, 1840 nucleotides. RefSeq names its product cyclin-SDS. Lineage: Eukaryota; Viridiplantae; Streptophyta; Magnoliopsida; Fabales; Fabaceae. The transcript is spliced from 7 exons. Gene Ontology annotation, cellular component: cyclin-dependent protein kinase holoenzyme complex; cytoplasm; nucleus. The record is from RefSeq and is a predicted model, not a curated record. Gene Ontology annotation, biological process: mitotic cell cycle phase transition; regulation of cyclin-dependent protein serine/threonine kinase activity. Gene Ontology annotation, molecular function: cyclin-dependent protein serine/threonine kinase regulator activity. The coding region runs from base 1 to 1824 and encodes 607 amino acids.